CAUCGCACAGCAUCCAGGGCAGCGGCAGCUCCGCGGAGCCCUCGGGCCAGCCCAGACACCUUCUGCGCUCCGAGAAGGCGCGGGCCGGGCCGGGCCGGGCCCGCCUCCCGCCGCCGCGGGGCCGGGGCGCUCCGCAGGGGGCGGCGAGGCGGCAGGACGGAGAGGAGCGGCGCACCCGAGGUCCAGAAGCACUAGGGUACUUGAUUGAGUUUUCAUUGCUAAGCCACAAAGACUGCAAACAUGUCUCUGGAAGACAUCCACAUGAACACCCAGGAUUUGCUUGAACAAAAACAAUUAGAUGCUGGAGGAUUUGGAACAAUUUCUUUAUGCUUGCACAAGAAACAUGGAUAUGUAGUAUUAAAAAAAGUGUAUACAGGACCACAGCGCACUGAAUACAAUGUUUCCCUCCUUGAAGAAGGCAGGAUAAUGCGCAAACUGCAGCAUGACCGUGUGGUAAAACUACUGGGUAUCAUUUUGGAAGAUGGAAACUACUCACUUGUGAUGGAGUAUGUGGACCGGGGGAACAUGAUGAAAGUGCUACAGCAACUCUCACUACCUUUGUCAGUGAAAGGGCGUUUUGUGCUGGAGAUCACAGAAGGAAUGCUUUAUCUGCAUGAGCAAGGCUUUGUACACAAAGACUUAAAACCAGAAAACAUUCUUGUGGACAGAGACUUCCACAUUAAGAUUGCAGACCUCGGUGUUGCCUCCUUUAAGAACUGGAGUAAGCUAACCCAAGAAGAAACUGUCCGACAGAAGCAAAUCAAGAGCACUUGCCAGAACAAUGCUGGGACUCUUUUCUAUAUGGCCCCAGAGCAUUUACUCAGUGUUAAUGCAAAACCAGUGGAAAAAUCAGAUGUUUACAGCUUUGGCAUAGUGAUCUGGGCAAUUUUUGCUAACAAGGAACCAUAUGAAAAUGGUAUAAAUGAAGCCCAGAUUUGCUUUGGCGUCAUGAAUGGAAACAGACCAGACUUAAAGGAGAUCACUGAUAAAUGUCCAGUGGAAAUUGUUGACUUAAUGAAACAAUGCUGGGAGCAAGAGUCAGAUAAACGGCCAACCUUUGCAGAAAUCAGUGAAAGAUACAAGCCAUUUUACAACCAAAAUCUAGGAAAAGAUAUUGAAGAAGAUCUGAAGAAUUUAAAAGAAAUGUGGCCUGAGUCAAAUGAACUGCUGAAUAGAAUGGAAUCCCUCCAAAUAGAUGCUGUACCAGAAGAUAGCAGUAAUGGUGAAGUAGAUCAGCCUAAUUCUCUACACAGCUCCCAAGGUCCCGAGACCAGCCAUGUUAAUGAAGCCCUGUUUGCUGCCCCCUCCGAGAACCAGCCUGUUGAGAGCUGUGAGACCUCAUUUGUGGCUGCUGAUGAUCUAGAAAGAAAACUUCAGUGUGAAUAUAACUAUCAUGUAUUCGGGAGCCGGAUGGAUAAAGCAGUUCCACCUGUACUAUACACCCCUGAAAUGAUAGAGGAAGAAAGGAGACGGAGAGUUUCCUGCGAUCCAUUUGCAAAGCCAUCUCCUGCUUCCCAGAAGAGUGAUCUGCAUCCAGGAGCUGAAAAACCAGGGUCUAACACUAACCCAUACGUCUGGUCAAACCACGAGCCAAAUUACCGGUCAAAGGCAGGAUCAAACACUAAUCCAUAUGUCUGGUCAAACCACGAUCCAAAUUUCUGGUCUCAGGCAGGAUCAAACACUAAUCCAUAUGUCCGGCCAAACCCUGAUCCAAACUUCUGGUCACGGGCAGCUGCAACAACAGCAAACCCGGGAACAGUUUUUUAUGGGCCAAACCAUAACAGUCUUCUAACAGGAAACCCAGAGGAUCUCUAUGGAUUGUGUUUAGCCAGCAACUUUAGCCUAAGUAAAACUCCUGUGCCGGAAUCUGGCCAAAACCUGCAGUCACAAUCCAGCGUAAACCGGUAUUUGAAGAAUUCAGACACAGAUACAGGUAACAAGGAUUCCACUUCUUUCACAAGGGGAACUUUUGCAUAUUAUCCUAGCUCACCAGGAGUAAGCCCGGUCCCUUAUACAGAUGACUCAAUCAAGUACAACAUUAGUAACAGCUCUGGAAUUCAAAUUGGAUCCCACAACUACAUGAAGAUUGAAGAGCAGAAUCAGCACAUCAGCACUUCUCCUGCUGCUACAGAAGCAAAUUAUAGACAAUAUGAAGCAAUGGGUAUAUUUGAUGAUACUACUGUCCUGACUGCCAAACAUCUGAAUCUAGUGAGAGAAAAGUUGGCUAAGCAGUGGAAGCACUGUGCUCGGAAACUGGGCUUCUGUGAUCCUGAGAUUGAUGAAAUUGAUCACGAUUAUGAACGAGAUGGACUAAAAGAAAAAGUUUACCAAAUGCUGCUUAAGUGGGAAAUGAGGGAAGGCUCCAAAGGUGCUACAGUUGGAAAACUGGCCAAGGCCCUCUUUGGCUGCCAAAGACUGGAUCUCCUCACUAGUUUGAUGCAAAUCAAGGAUGAAUAAUUUGACUGAGAAAUGUGGGAAAGUGGAGGGUAUUUUUUGCUGAAGACCUUCCAAUAACAAAUAAUUCUGAACAGACUUUCUGGAAUUCUUCUUGCACAGACUUUUUGGAACAUAGUUUUUCUGCCAAACAGUUUUCAAUGAAUACCUUCAGUAAAUCAAAAAGUUUAUGUCACGAUAUUUGACGUUCCAAAGGAUAAAAUAAAUUAAGCAUCUUCCUUCUGAAUAGAAUGAUUGUCCAAAGAUAACAACAACAAUGCAAUAGAAAUAUUGAUUCAAGGAGAAUGUGUUGCACAGAAUUCCUCGAUUCAGCAUUCUGUCUUGAAACAUUUUGGGACCCUUGUUCAGUUCAGAACAAAAGCAUGUCAUUUCAACACAGCAGUAUGAGUAUUAAUAUGCAAAAGACUGACUUAAUGCUUGAAAAACUUGUACAGAAAAUUAAAUCAAUUCUUAAAUUUUGCCAGAAGUGCCAAUUGCUUUAAGUCAAUAACAUUAUUUUUCAAAUAUUUUUAUAAUUUUUAUUAAAUACAGUUGUCUAGAAUUAUGCAGAACAGCAGCAUAAAUAAAAGCAAAAACUAUUUCUGGCUUAAAAAGUCUAUACUUGAUAUUUUAUCAGUUAAUAUUGCAUUAGAUUUUUACACUGUUUGGUAGAAAAGAUUUUACAUAUCAAGUUUCUUAUCUGCUUUAUGAAACAGUGAAAAAAUAAAUUCAAUCUGUAUGCAAUCCAAAGUAAGAACUCUGGAAUACAACAGCUUUGGGAAGGGAAAGGUGACUUAUUACCUACCUCUUGACAGAAGACCCAUUCUCCUACUCACUGUAGGGGCUCAUAGUGACUAGAAUGUCACUAAUUUCUGAAUCUCUUGGACUGCAUUUAUAUUAGUAGAUUAAAUGUGCCUGGGAAUGUUUCUGGGUGCUGAGGUUAAGAUGGCAUGCUGAUGCUGCAGCCUGCUGCCAGGAUAGCAAGUUCUUUAAACCUCCAAAAUAUUGUGCAAAGGCUUCUUCACAGCACUCAGGUUGUUUUGGGGAACACUGGAAAAGCUCUGUAGUGUAGGUGACGGUAUCCCAGUAUCUGGAGAUGUUCCUUGUCACUCUGACUUCCUGAUAUUGACAUAAUCUCAUUGUGCAAGAUCUGUGAAAGAAUUACUGAGCUGUAAGUUUUUAUGCCCAAAGAAUAAUUAUGCGAAACCCUUCCGAGAAAGGAUGAUACCUCCUAUUCCAUCAAAUCUACAGGUAUUUCCAGCAGAUGUUUCAGAGCAGGUAAUUAUUUAUGCUGUAGAUUAAAGCACUAAGUUUCAUUAGUGUUCAUAAAUGUUCAGUGUUAUUGUCAAAGAAGGCUAAUAAUUUAAUGAAAGUGUAGUUAAAAUGGAUUUCUGCUCUUUGAUACAGCAGCCACCAUUUUAGUGGAAUCAAAAUGAAACUGUAAUCAAAGCAAGCAUCAACAUAUUUGUCAUCUUCAAACCUACAAGGCAAUAGUGUAAAUGGGCCCCCAAAAUGGAGACUUUAGAAGAAAUCUAUACAAAGAGCAUGUCAUCCAUUCACACAGUGGAGCAUUUCUAUAUUUAUUGUUAAUGCACAUUGAACUCUCCUUUCCAUGGGAUAGCUUGGGAUGUAUCAGUAUGUACUAUAGUAAUACUUAUAUUUUUAAUUCCUCAGAAUUUAUUGCAUUGCCUUACUGUUUUCACUUACCAACAUGCUAAAUUUUAUAUAAAUUCUUGAGUGUAAUAGAAAAUGAAAUGGUUUACCUGUCUAAUAUAAUAAGCAUACACUUUCCAAAAGAAAAAAAAAUAUUCUUCUUAAAGUAGAUAGAGAAAUAGACUAGGGGGUGUCUUCUCUGUGUCAGUCCACAGAGAGUUACAGCCAGCAGCUACUAUGUUACUUCAUGAAACAGAUUCCCGAAAGAUCAUAAAGUCUAUUUAUGUCCUGUUAACAUUAGUUGCACUGUAUUGUUACAUUAAUUCCCCCGCCCCUACUGGUUUUUUAAAGUCUCCCGUAUAUGUAGUCUUUCUUAUACAACAUGCAAUUUUUCCAUCAUAAGAUCCUUGUCUUACUUUUUACACAGAAAGAAUGCUGAUCAUUUAAUGGGCAUACAUUAAGUGCUUCAUUUUGUCUUUAAUAAAGCAAGCCCAGACCUUAUUUUCUGAAACAACGACAACAGAGAUGUAGAACAAAAACAAGAAGCAUUUCAGAACAAGACUUAGGCAUAGGGCAGUCCUAGGUCUUCAAAGUAGGACAUGGGAAAUGAAGGUCAUUUUAGCUUUGGUGUUUUGUCAAAUCCAAUUCUAGACUAGUGCUCAUAGUUCAGGUGACAUUGCAGAUGAUAUAGAAAACAACCACUAAACUGACAGCUAGAGACAAACUCCUUCAGCACAGCCCUUACAGAACUCAAUCACAGAGAAGAUUCAGCUUCCUGGGCAGAAAAUCAAAAGUAUGACAAACCCUUUAGCAUAUUGUGGAAAACCACAUAAUAGGACCCAAUGCCUGGAAGCUGCAGCCAGGCAUGCCAAAUUAGAAUAUGUAUUUAAUAAUAAAGAUGAUUAACUACUGGAAUAAACUACCAAGGGAUUCUGUGGAUCCUCUUGGUAUCUUUUAAUUAAGACUGCUCUUGUUCCUUAAGAUGGAUAUAGUUGAAAACAAAGCUAUAGGUCUCAACACAAUAGGUGAAAUGGGAAAGUAAAUGGUGUA
This is a messenger RNA of Myiozetetes cayanensis, 5136 nucleotides long. RefSeq names its product receptor interacting serine/threonine kinase 1 (gene RIPK1). Gene Ontology annotation, molecular function: protein tyrosine kinase activity; protein binding; ATP binding. Bases 241 to 2457 code for a protein of 738 amino acids. Gene Ontology annotation, biological process: protein phosphorylation; signal transduction. The transcript has 12 exons. The record is from RefSeq and is a predicted model, not a curated record. Lineage: Eukaryota; Metazoa; Chordata; Aves; Passeriformes; Tyrannidae.